Molecule: messenger RNA, 1975 nt
Organism: Salvia miltiorrhiza (redroot sage)
Lineage: Eukaryota; Viridiplantae; Streptophyta; Magnoliopsida; Lamiales; Lamiaceae
Product: ankyrin repeat-containing protein ITN1-like
Exons: 2
Coding region: 309-1706 (465 amino acids)
Cellular component (GO): plasma membrane
Molecular function (GO): protein phosphatase regulator activity; protein phosphatase 1 binding
Source: RefSeq, a predicted model, not a curated record
CUAUCUUUUUUUUCUGCACAUCUAUUUUUUAUUGGUUUUCCUUUUUUCUCUAUCAUCAUAUGCUUUCAUAUUAACAGAAAUUCAUGAAAAUAAUUAUCAAAAAAAUUAGGCCCAACUAGUCAACCCUGAACUUUCCCUCCUCGAAAGCUCCAAAAAAAAAAAAAAAUCAAAACAGAACGAGGCAGAAAAAGACAUAAGCAUGUUGCUGGCAGAGAUAUGAAAAUUGGGAUAUUAAGUUAGCAAACGCAUCUCCGUAGCAUUCAUGUUGAAGAGAGAGCUGUUGACUUCUUCUUAGAGAGAGAGAGAGAAUGGAGAAGAAGCUGUCAGAGGCAGCCUUACAAGGAGACGCAACGACGCUAGAGCAAAUCCUAACAGAAGAUCCGCUGAUACUGGACAGGAUCAUCGUCUCCUGCAUCUCCGAAACCCCCCUCCACACCGUGGCGGCGCUCGGACACCUCCGAUUCGUCAAGCUACUGCUGAGCCGGACGCCGGAGUUGGCGGCCGAGCUGGACUCGCGGGGGUGCUCGCCGCUGCACCUCGCGGCGGCCAAGGGGCACGCGGAUGUUGUGACGGAGCUCCUGCGCGAGGGCGGCAAAUCCGGAUCUGUUCGAAACGCGGACGGGAGGAACCCCCUGCACGUGGCGGCGGUCAAGGGGAGGGCGGCGGUGCUGGCGGAGAUGGUGCGGGUCAAACCUGAGUUGACUCAGACUGUGACGGACCGGGGCGAGACCGGUUUGCAUCUGUCCGUGAAGUGGAAUAGGGCGGAGGCGGUCAGGGUUUUGGGGGAGGAGAUGAGCCGGAACGGUGACGUUUUGAAUUGGAAGGAUUGUGAGGGAAAUACAGCUCUGCAUAUUGCAAUCGCUAAUAAGCAUCUUCAGAUCAUCGAGUAUUUGGUAUCAUUGAAUGGAUUGCAAGUGAAUGCGUUGAAUAAGAGUGGAUUGACAGCUCUAGAUGUAUUGGAACAAAGUCCACGAGGCCUAAGAGACAUGGAGAUCGAAUAUUUACUCAGGAAGGCUGGAGCUUCAAAUGUCAAGGAUCUGCACUUGAUCGGCGAUGAUUGGGCGCCGGCAAGAGCCAAGGAGACAAACGCGAGAGCGUUGUCUACGAAGAAAUCAGUGGGAGAGAAGAAGUCCGCGGACUGGCUGGGGAGGAAGCGUAGUUCACUAAUGGUGGUGGCGUCUCUGAUAGCAACGGUGGCCUUUCAGGCGGGGCUGACUCCUCCCGGUGGCGUCUGGCAGGACGACUACGUGAUAGACGAGGAUGGGAAUGCGGUGACCGAUCCUCACUCUGUCGGGCAAGCGGUGAUGGCGUAUAAGCAGCCCAAGGAAUAUGGGAUCUUCAUGAUAUGCAACACGGUGGCAUUCCUGUCGUCUCUCAGCAUAAUCUUGAUACUCGUGAGCGGGCUGCCGCUGACGAGAAGGCGGUGGAUGUGGGUGCAGAUGGUGAUCAUGUGGAUCGCCAUCACGGCCCUCGAGGCAACGUAUUUCAUCACCCUCACGGGCAUGUCGCCCGACGAUGUUGGGAGCAUGCUGCGGGAGGUGACGGAGAAGUCGGUGCUGGCGUGGAUGACGGUCAUGGCCGUUGUGUUUAUAGGGAAUAUUGUGAGGUUGAAUUUGUGGGUUCUUAGAAAGUAUGGAUGGAUUAAAGAGAAGAAGAGACGGUCGGAAGGUGUGGAUGAUGAUGAUCAAGAAGAUGUUUUUGAAUAGCUUUUUUUUCUUCACAAUUUUUUUUAUCAGGAAAUGUAACUGUGAGAGUGCUUGAUUCUGUUGAGUGAGUCAUUUUUUGGCGUUUGACCUGCUUCCUGCAAUCUUGCAGGUGUACAUAGCGCAUUUCUCUCUCUAUCUUAAUUUUUUGUUUAUUUGUAAUAUACAAAAGAAAAUUAUAGAAUAGAAAGUUGUAUAGAUUACUUGUUUUUUCUUAAGACUAGCCCCAUAGUGUACUAUACUUUUAUACAAGUGAUUGUGUUUCGCAAUUA